Molecule: messenger RNA, 953 nt
Organism: Microdochium trichocladiopsis
Lineage: Eukaryota; Fungi; Ascomycota; Sordariomycetes; Xylariales; Microdochiaceae
Exons: 3
Coding region: 174-794 (206 amino acids)
Source: RefSeq, a predicted model, not a curated record
GACAAGUAUAAAGGGGGGCAUUCGCAAUUCGCUCAUGAUUGUUCAACUUUGGCUUCACCAGCAUCAAUUUUCAAAAGCAUUUCCUAACGUUUCCUGGAAGUUUCUCUGUUCCUUUCCUACUUCUCACUUUCCUCCAUUUCUUUUUCAGUCCAUUAUCCCAAGCACCCUCCAAAAUGCGUUUCUCUAUCGCCACCGCUGCCAUCGCCGGCCUCGCCGCCGCCAGUCCCAUGGUCAAGACUCGCCAGACUGGCGUCAACGUCGUAGAUGAGACCCUUCAAGUCGUCGACAGCGCCGCCAACACCAUCGUGACCCAGCUUACGGAUAUCAACUUUUCCUCGCAUGUAGCCAAUCUUCUUCUCGGCACUCUGACCGGCAGCAUUGUGCCUCAGCUCGAAGAGAGCCUGACCGCCGUUGGCGACGAGUUCGUCGAUAUCAAGAACUUCGUCACGAGCCAGCUCAAGGAGACUGUGGCCCCCGUCGUCGAGGCUGAGCUGGGCAACGUGGUCACUCUGCUUGAAGACACUACCGACCUCGUCAACGAGGCCAAGAGCACGCUUGAGUCCCUGACAUCUGGGCUCCUGACCAGCACUCUCUCCGGCGUCAAGCAGGAGGCCCAGUAUCUCCUCGACACCAUCGAGCCCGCCAUUGCUCCCGUUCUCGAGAUCUCCAAGGACUUUGUUGGCACUGCUACCGGCAGCGUGGUCGACCAGAUCAACAGCCUUACUGCUGACCUCAAGACUCUGGCUACCGAGGGCCUUGCCCCCGUGCAGGACGCCAUCAACAAGCUCGUCUAAGAGAGAUGGCUGUGCUGUCCGUCGCGUUUGACAGCGGGGAGUAAUGGUUGACGACUUGCUCCUCGCGUCACUACAGUUGACUGGCGUUAUCCGGCUUCUGAGGCUUUAGAAAGAUUAUCACAGUACUUCAUGCUUGCUUGGUUGCUGAUCUUGCUUCCC